Iphiclides podalirius (scarce swallowtail) is the source of this 702-nucleotide messenger RNA. NCBI's taxonomy places the organism in Eukaryota, Metazoa, Arthropoda, Insecta, Lepidoptera, Papilionidae. The record is from the annotation of a GenBank genome assembly.
AUGAGUAUGUGGGGUGCCGCAGUAUCCAAUCCUCCGCACUACCAUUACGUGCAAGGGCCGAAGAGUGCGGGCCCACAGCGCGGUCCCGCGGGCCCCGUACUUUCGGGGCCCAGCGUGAGACAUUUGAGGCCGCAGUCCUCGUAUUCGCUCCCUCACGGCACUAACGGGCCGGGGCGCUGGGGCUGGUCCGGUGGCCACGCUUCCUCGUUCGACCGCAGACAGUUGAAGGUGCCGCCUCAGCCCGCCCGCCCCGCACCCUCGCGGCCCGCGCAAAGCAGAAAUACCGCUUCUUAUAAGGUCGAUCCCGAGCUGAUCUUCACGAAGCAAGAGAAGAUCGGCAAGGGCUCCUUUGGCGAGGUGUUCAAGGGCGUCGACAACAGGACGCAACAGGUUGUCGCCAUCAAGAUUAUCGACCUCGAGGAAGCUGAAGAUGAGAUUGAGGACAUACAGCAGGAGAUCAUGGUGUUGUCGCAGUGCGACAGCCCCUACGUCACAAAAUAUUACGGAUCAUACUUAAAGGUUCAGUUGACCUUAGAUUCGCCGCCGUGUUGGUUCUAUUAUGACGCUCGGUAUCACUGCAAUGCGGGCCGGGCGCGGGAGAAAGCAGGGGGGCCCGGGCGCGGCCCGCCGGCGAAGUUGGAAGGUCAAGUUCCGAAAGUUCUCAACGCUCCUCAUUCGGAUCUGCGUCUGGCACCGCGCCUG